AUCAGCCGCUCAUCGCUACGUGUCCCGAGGCUAGCAUCAGUGGAAUCUCGCUCCCUGCUUCCCGUCCUGCUACCGGAGCAGACAGCGGCACCUCGGCGGUGAAAGCAGCGGUCGUCCCAUCCAGCAGCUCGGCCCAGACAUGGCGGAAAUCAUCCAGCCGCGGCGCAUGUUCCUCUGGAGCAUGGCGGUCAUCUACCUAGUCGCUUUCGUGUCGCUGUAUGUGCAGAUACCAGGUCUCUAUGGUAACAAUGGGCUGUUGCCUGCCCGUUGGCAGCUGCGAUACAGCGGUAAGUCUCUCUGGGAGCAGCUGCUGGCCUCUCCCACCCUGCUGUGGCUGGGACCUCAGCUCAGCCUGGACACGCACACUGCCAUGGAGCUGCUGUGUCUUGUAGGUGCUGCGCUGAGCCUCGCCGCCACGCUGGUGGAGGCUUUCAGAGACAGUGUGGUGUUUUUCUGCCUUUGGGCUUUGUACCUGUCCAUGUACCAGGUGGGCCAAGUUUUUCUCUACUUCCAGUGGGACAACUUGCUUCUGGAGACGGGGUUUCUCUGUAUCCUCGUCGCCCCGCUGACAUUGAUCAGAGGGUCACGGGGGGUCAGAGAGCACGAUCGCGUGACCUUCUGGCUGAUCCGCUGGCUGCUCUUCAGGCUCAUGUUUGCCUCUGGUGUUGUGAAACUCACGUCCCGUUGUCCCACAUGGUGGGGCCUUACAGCUCUGACGUAUCACUAUGAGACUCAGUGUAUCCCCACUCCGCUGGCCUGGUUUGCCCACCAGUUGCCGGUGUGGUGGCAGAAGAUGAGUGUGAUGGGGACCUUCGUCAUUGAGAUUGCUGUACCCUUGCUUUUCUUCAGCCCACUGCGCAGACUCCGGCUUGGGGCUUUUUACCUGCAGGUGUUGCUUCAGGUGCUCAUCAUUUUGACCGGCAACUACAAUUUCUUCAACCUGCUGACUAUCGCCCUCUGUCUGUCGCUUCUGGACGACCAGCAUGUGAACUUCUGGCUACGCAAGGCAGACAAGACCAGCAACAAUGACUCCAAGCUGCAGUCAUGGCUGUGUUACCUGGUGGAGCUGGCAGUCUGGUCCCUCUUGAUCUUCGGAUCAAUCAUAUGCUUUGACCUGCAGGUGGAUACAGUGAAGAAAGGCAUCUCCUCCAGGACAGCUUUUACAUACCACCAGUUCAACCAGUUUCUAAAGACUGUCACUAUCCCCUGUAUCUGGAUCGGUGUCCUCUCUCUCACCUGGGAGAUGGUCAAAGCCAUGUUCAGGUGUGCAUGUGUCUCUGGUUUCCUGAAGAGGUUUUUUGGAACAGUCCAGUGGACUCUGUUUGCUGCCGCCACCGCUGCUAUGUUCACUGUCAGUCUGGUGCCGUUCACUUACAUAGAGUAUGAUUCCAAUGCCAGGUUGUGGCCGGGAGUGCGUCGUGCCUAUGAGCUGUCGGAUCGCUUCCAGCUGGCCAACUCAUACGGCCUGUUCAGAAGGAUGACUGGGGUCGGUGGGCGGCCAGAGGUCGUCAUCGAGGGGAGCAACGAUGGAGUCUCGUGGACGGAGAUUGAGUUUAUGUAUAAACCAGGCAACAUGAGUGCAUCUCCUGCCGUGGUGAUGCCUCACCAGCCCAGGUUAGACUGGCAAAUGUGGUUCGCAGCCCUUGGGGCUCACACACAGGCGCCAUGGUUCACCAGCCUCAUGUACAGACUGCUGCAGGGCAAAAGAGAUGUGAUAGAGCUGAUCCAGACCGAUGUGUCACAGUAUCCGUUCCACAAGCAGCCCCCUGCCUACCUGCGAGCCCACCGCUACAGAUACUGGUUUACUGAACCGAAGCCUGACGGCAGUUCCUUCCCAGAGCGGUGGUGGAGGAGGGUCUAUGAUGAGGAAUUCUAUCCCAUAGUGCACCUGGGCAACACCUUCCUGGAGAGCAUGCUCACCCAGUAUGGACUCAAGGACAAAUUGCCUUCACGUCGCAUCUCCAACACCACUGUUGCCCAGGCGGUGAGGUGGGUGCGCUCUCAGGUCAAAGGUGUUCCUCCCCACGUACUAAUCUGGACCCUCAUUGCCUGUAGCGCCGCCGUGUGUCUGCUCCAGGGAUUGCAGAACAGGCACAAACACAGAGAAAGGACCCCAAACCCUCAUAAUGCGGCUGAGAAGGAUCACACAGAAAAUCAGCCUGACGAGUCUUUAGACCAUGAUGGGAAGUUAGAUAAAGAGCAGGCAGUGGAUGAAGAGGUAGAGGAGGAGGGGGAUGGAGAGGGAGAGGACAGUGAGGAUGAGGUGGAGGAGGGUGAAGGAGAGGAGAAAGAGACUGUUGGUGACGAGGAGGAGGACUAGGCACAAGAGGAGGAUUUGUACAGAGUACAGUUUUGAAAAGUUGCAGGUAAACCCGUAGCAGACUGUUUUCACCACCUGCCUUCAUAAAGUGUUUCCACAAUGACCAAAGACGUUUGUAUAUCUGUAAUUCCUGAUCAGACAAUCAUGGAAAAAUCGGUCUUUGCCUUCUCCCACCUACACCUUACUGCAGUACAUGUUUCAUAUGACAGUUGCCUACAUCAGAAACCAACAGCUUAAAGGUACACUAUGCAGGAUUUACCAAAAAAGACAAACUAAACAAAACAGUAUGUCGACUCAUGCAAAAGUAAUCCCUCUCAAUCAUCACUUACGACCCACUAGCAGUGUUUGGCAGUGUCUGUAUCUGCAGAGAACCUGCCCUUCGCCUUUAUUUUCUUUAUUCCUCUUACUUUGGUUUGGUCGGGACGUUUCUUGGUGUCAGCCUUUGGGUAGUGGUGUGCAGCCCCCAGUCAACAACGGCACAAGAUUGGGACGCUACUAAAACAAAGCGACCAGGUCACACUGCUGUCUCCACCUCUCUCCUCUGCUCUGUGGAGGCAAGCUGCAGGUCUGUGUUGCUGUUUAAUCGAGGGCGAGGUUGAACCACACGCACAGAGCAGAGCAGAGAAGUCAAGCAGACAUUCACACUCCAAACAUUCGGAGUGAAAUCUGGUCACGCAGAUCAAAUCAUGUUUAAAAAAAAAUAGAGAGUUCUGCCCAUUACGAGAGUAAAUAUGUUACACUGUGUGCCCUGUUUGUGUUGUGCGCUGUUGCACUUGUGCGUAAAUACAGGUGAGUGUGUGUGUGUGUGUGUGUGUGUGUGUGUGUGUGUGUGUGUGUCUGUCUGUGUGUGUGCUUGUAGUAUUUUAUUUUUGUUACUGUGGUCUCUUGGCUCUUACUGUAUGUACUGAACUAAAACAUUUCUGCACUUUCUUUUUUCAUGCGUCUUUUGUUUCUG
Epinephelus fuscoguttatus (brown-marbled grouper) is the source of this 3275-nucleotide messenger RNA. RefSeq names its product lipase maturation factor 2a (gene lmf2a). The transcript has 14 exons. Gene Ontology annotation, biological process: protein maturation. The coding region runs from base 140 to 2320 and encodes 726 amino acids. The record is from RefSeq and is a predicted model, not a curated record. Gene Ontology annotation, cellular component: endoplasmic reticulum membrane. Lineage: Eukaryota; Metazoa; Chordata; Actinopteri; Perciformes; Serranidae.